AUCCCCCGUCACCAUAGACUGCACAGCUGAGAUCCUCCCAUUGGGAGGCUAUAGUAAACUCUCACAGGGCAGCCUGCCUGCCUGCAGUGCAAUGGACAGGUCUCCACCCUCAACUACACCAAGUCAUUCAAGGCAAGAAGAAGGGGAUCUCCCCUGCCAGGUCAGUAAAACCACUUGAGCUAAAAACAUAAAGAUGGUAUCACCACUGGGAAAGCCACCUGCUAAAGAUCAUGGUAUCUCCGCUUGUUCUUCCUGCUGUUCUUUACUAGUAUGCCAGAGACUUCCAAGCGCAUAAAAAUCCCUUCAGAAACAAGCUGCAUAAAUUUUUCUCCUUGCAUCUCUGCCAUCCCCUGGGCCAGUAAGCACUGCUCCACUCAGCAUCCCCUCCCAUGCCCCAGCUCUGUGAUGCUGCCCACUCCAGAAAACCCCAUCAUGCCCCCCAACAAUUUCAAACCACCCCUACCUCCUCACUGCCCUUUCUCUGCUUCUCUCCUGGGCAGGCUGGAAGCCCUCCUCCCUCUCUCCAUCAGGCCCCUGCUCCUAGCACCCUCUAUCCUGCUGCAAGGGGCCUGCAGGCCAGGAGACCCCCAGCAGCCAGCUCCUGAUGGGGAAGUGGCUGAGCAAGGCCUGCUACUGCCUGCCCUCUGCCCUGCCUGCAGGGGAGGCACCCAACACACGGCAUGGCUCUGGGGGGAGUGUAGGCCAUCUCACUUCUAUAGCCUGCCCUAUGCAGGCUCUGUACAAGGGCUGGGACUCUGCUCUCUCCUUCCCACAGGUGCCCCUGGAAGAAGGCCACCAGCAGGGUCUCUGUCUUGGAGAGAUGACACAGCAGGGUGAUUUCUCUUCAUUCUGCACAUCAGAGACCAGGGUCAGGCAGGGCACCCUCCAUAGAAAACAUGUUCUGUGCUGGAAGGGCAUCAGGAGGUUGCAGAACUCUCAGGUUCCACCACAGCAGAUCCUAUUCUGUAGCCAAGACCUCUCCAAACCUGACUUUCGUGCCAGCCAGCUCUCCUCCAGAUCCCACAGAAGUGGAGGAGCUGCAGCGCUUCAUUUCCCAUUCCCAGAGGCUCUUUGUAAUGACUGGAGCUGGAAUCUCAACUGAAUCAGGAAUCCCUGACUAUCGCUCGGAGGUAGUUGGACUUUAUGCCAGGACAGACAGGCGGCCCAUCCAGCAUGCCGACUUUGUUCACAGUGCCAGUGCCCGUCAGAGGUAUUGGGCAAGGAACUUUGUAGGCUGGCCCAAGUUCUCCUCUCACCAGCCUAAUGCAGCACACCAGGCCUUAAGGAAUUGGGAGAGCCUAGGAAAACUCCACUGGCUGGUGACCCAGAAUGUGGAUGCCCUGCAUAGCAAGGCUGGAAGUCAGCAGAUGACAGAGCUGCAUGGAUGCACACACAGAGUUUUCUGCUUGGGUUGUGGAGAUCAAACCCCCCGUUCUGAGCUUCAGGAACGCUUUGAAGCCAUGAAUCCCAUGUGGACAGCUGAAGGACAUGGUGUGGCACCUGAUGGGGAUGUCUUCCUCACAGAGGACCAGGUGCGUUAUUUCCGCGUCCCAGCCUGCAGCAAAUGUGGUGGGAUCCUGAAGCCAGAUGUGACAUUCUUUGGGGAUUCUGUGAGCCGUGAAAGAGUGGAUUUUGUGCGCCAGCGCCUGGCUGAAUCAGAUUCUGUGCUGGUGGUAGGAUCCUCUUUGCAGGUGUACUCUGGUUACAGGUUUGCUCUUGCUGCCCAUGAGAAGAAGCUCCCAAUUGCAAUACUGAACAUUGGGCCCACAAGGUCAGAUCACUUGGCAUCCUUGAAGCUGAAUUCCCGCUGUGGGGAGUUGCUGCCUUUGAUUGCCCUGCAGUGAUCCAGGUUCCAAUCCCCACAAGGGAGGCGCCCACACCCAACAAAACUAGAUCUAACUGACUUAAUCCUGGUGGGAUAGACUGGCUGCCUACAGUGAACUUCAGCUGAGGUGCUGAGCAAAUAUUAUUCCUCUUGAUUCUUUUGAGUUUGAGAAUGUUCGGUACCAGGCUCCUUGUGUGCUAGACUUCACUCUUUGUAGUUUUAUGGUCCCUUGGAGUUUCAGUCAGACUCUUACUCUAACAAGGGUGUCAGCAGAAAGCCCUUAGGGGAGUAGCAGGAGAAUCCCAGAGUAGCUGGUCAGAACAGUGAUUAACCUUUGCAUCAGGAUUCUUUUUACAAUGUCUUACCCAGGUCCCUUGAGCCACUGUGACUUCUAGUGGCAGAGCAGACACUACCCCAUGGGACUGAGAACAGCUAAUCAGGAUCCUGAUUUUUAAUGUGUCAAAUUCCCUCUAUAAAGCAGAUCUGGACCUACAUACCUGCAGGUUCCAUUGACCCAGCAUAUCUUAACAGAAGAUAUUUCAACCCAAGAGGGGUCAGAGGUGACACCCAAGGUUCAUUCCUUGAUGGCCCAGCAGAGGGCAGCAAGCCUUUACACAUUUCAGUCGGAUGGGUUUCCUGCACUGAGCGCAGUCUCCAACAGGAAACAUCUCCCAUGAGGUUCUUCUCCUUUCCUUGUCCAUGUAGACUGUGCCUCUGCGCUGCCUUCAUUGGAAAGUGUAUCUUUUGUGUAUCAAAACCCCAACACUUCUCUUACAAUUGUCACCUGGAGGAAAGUGGGAGAAGGACAGUUUAGUGAAAGGAUAUGACGGAUUGGAAAGGGGUUGUGGGUGUUUGGCAGGUGGGGAAUGUAAAGUCAGUAGGUGAGAGAGGGGGGCCUGGGAAAAUGUUAUGAACCGGUUUUGCUGUUCUCUCUGAAUUGGGAGGAAUAUCUAAGGGGAAAGAUUCUCUUUCAUUAGAGAAGCUGAACUAAACCUGGUAAAAGUAGCUGCUUUCCAGAGACAGAUGACUGUGAAGGGCAGGUGACCAGAAUAACAUAUCUCUUCCUGCCAUCAGGGAAUGGGCUGGGCACGUCUAGGCCAGAAGGGGACGCUCUCCAAUUCAGCAACUACAUUCACAUAUUUUUUUAAACAAAAGGGCUGGGAUGCUGCUAGAGUUUUACUGAAUCAAUCUGACAAAAGCUGCUUCUAAUUUAACUCCAUCCCCUUCAGUAUGCACUUUGGAGGGAAUAUGAUUCAAUGGGUAAUUACAUUAAAAGAAUCUUUUACAAGA
Gavialis gangeticus (Gharial) is the source of this 3115-nucleotide messenger RNA. It is a transcript of the gene SIRT4, whose product is annotated as sirtuin 4. Gene Ontology annotation, molecular function: NAD-dependent protein lysine deacetylase activity; NAD+ binding. The transcript is spliced from 5 exons. Bases 897 to 1844 code for a protein of 315 amino acids. NCBI's taxonomy places the organism in Eukaryota, Metazoa, Chordata, Crocodylia, Gavialidae. The record is from RefSeq and is a predicted model, not a curated record.